Messenger RNA from Puntigrus tetrazona (Sumatra barb), 1943 nucleotides. RefSeq names its product tripartite motif-containing protein 16-like. Gene Ontology annotation, molecular function: protein binding; zinc ion binding. The record is from RefSeq and is a predicted model, not a curated record. Lineage: Eukaryota; Metazoa; Chordata; Actinopteri; Cypriniformes; Cyprinidae.
CCAGGAAACAGGAAAUUAUUUUAAGGAAGUAACCUUAAGUGUAACUGAGUUGUUGCCUUUCUCACUCUGCAUAUAGCCUAAUCAGUAACAUGACAGAAGCCAGAAUUUCAGUGGAUGAAAAUGAGUUUAUCUGUCCAGUGUGUUUGGAACUCCUGAAGGAUCCAGUUGCCAUUCCGUGUGGACACAGUUACUGUAAGAGCUGUAUUACAGGCUGCUGGGACCAGGAGGACCAGAUGAGAGUCUACAGCUGUCCUCAGUGCAGACAGACCUUCAGCCCAAGACCUACUUUAGGUAAAAACACCAUCCUGGCUGAAGUGGUGGAGAGACUGAAGAAGACUAAAAUUCCUGCUGACUGUUACGCUGGAGCUGGAGAUGUGGAGUGUGACGUCUGUACUGGAAAAAAAUACAAAGCUGUCACAUCCUGUCUUGCAUGUCUGAGCUCUUACUGUCAAACCCAUCUUGAACAACAUGAGAGCUUCUUUAAAGAGAAGAAACACACUUUAACUGAGGUCACCGGACGACUUCAGGAGAUGAUCUGCCAUGAACAUGACAAACAGCUGGACAUGUACUGUAUUACUGACCAACAAUGCAUUUGUGUACUGUGUACAAAAUAUGAGCAUAAAAAUCACAACACUGAAUCUGCUGCAUCCCAAAGGACAAAGAAACAGACACAGGUAAAGAACAUGCAGACAACCUUCCAUCAGAGAAUCCAGCAGAGAAAGAAAGAUCUUAACCAAUUGAGAGAAGAUGUGGAGUCUUAUAAGCGCUCUGCAAAGACAGCAGUAGAGCACAGUGAGAGGAUCUUCACUGAGCUCAUACGCUCCAUAGAGAAAAUGAGCUCUGACGUCACACAGCAGAUCAGAGGUCGGGAAAAGGCUGCAGUGAUUCGAGCUGAAGGACGAUUGGAGCAACUGGAGCAGGAGAUUGCGGAUCUUAAGAGAAAACACACUGAGCUGGAACAUCUUUCACAUACACAGAAUCACAUUCAUUUCCUGCAGAGUUUCCAGUCUCUCUCAGCACCACUUGAAUCUACAGACGUACCCACAAUUCCCUUCAGUUCUCUCUUUUCCUUUGAUGGCAUGCAAAAAUCCAUCUGUCAACUCAGGGACAAACUUGAGGAUGUCUUCAAGGAGGAACUUAAAAAGAUCUCUGAAACAGUCACGUCCACCAACAUGAUUCCCUGGACCAGGAAUGAUUUUCUUCACUAUUCUCAUCAGCUCACUCUGGACACAAACACAGUGAGCAUCUUCUGCUUAACUGAGAAUAAGAGAGUGAUUACAGUUACUGACACGGCACAGCCGUAUCCUGAUCACCCAGACAGAUUUGACGUGUGUCAGGUGUUGUGUAAAGAGAGUGUAUGUAGACGCAGUUACUGGGAGCUUGAGUGGAGUGGGAUGUGUGUGUGUGUAUCAGUCUCAUAUAAGAGCAUCAGCAGGAAGGGAGAGGGCAUUGAAUGUGUGUUUGGAGGUAAUGAGCAGUCUUGGAGUUUGUUCUGCUCUCCUUCCAAAUGCUUGUUCUGGCACAAUAACUUAAAGACUGUUCUCCCUGCAGUGCCCAGCCAUAGAAUAGGGGUAUAUGUGGAUCACAGCGCAGGAACUCUGUCCUUCUACAAUAUCUCUGACACAAUGAGCCUAAUCCACACAGUCCAGACCACAUUCACUCAGCCACUUUAUCCGGGGUUCUGGGUUUAUUAUGAAUCAUCAGCAAAACUUUGUGAUAUUUCAUGAUAAAAGAGUAACGGUGAUAUGGUAUAGCCACUUAUUUUCUUUUCAUUACAUUCAUACUACGGCUUAGUAUUUGUUAUUAAAAUGACAUUUCAGAAAAGUCUAAAUGUCGUGUGAUAAAUAUGCACGUGCUUUUCUCAAGUUCUCUGUGUGUCAACAAAAAUCAUUUGGGUUUUUUUUAUUCUUUAUUAUCGAAUAAAACUUUUUAAUUAUUAAAAA